Ceutorhynchus assimilis (cabbage seed weevil) is the source of this 3809-nucleotide messenger RNA. The record is from the annotation of a GenBank genome assembly. NCBI's taxonomy places the organism in Eukaryota, Metazoa, Arthropoda, Insecta, Coleoptera, Curculionidae.
UUCAAAGAGCUGAAUGUUGCAACAUGAAAUUCUUCGCUACUUUGUUUUUCGCCCUUGUGGCAGUACAUGCCAGUACUUAAUCUCCUAUUGAGGAAACCAUGACCGCCUCAAAACUUGUCGCCGACAUCGUCGACUUUGUCGUCGCUGAAACCUCACUUAUUCUUCUGCAACCUUUGAACAUCUGGGCCGAAGAACUAGACUCCAACAAGGACAACUACGAAAAAGUCCUCGUGAAUCGUUUGACCGAAGUUUCAACUACAAUCAACGAAGUAGCCAUUUCUUUGUUGGAAGCUGCAAGUGUAGACGCCAGCGACAGCGGCAAAACUUUCAUCAAUUGCCUCGCAGGCGAACAGGCUGGAGUCAACGCCCUUAUUGGCGCCAUGCAGCAGCAAAUGGUCGACUGCGCAUUCGUAAACUACGAGAACGCCACCGGUUUGGUCAAGACCGUUCUGAAGCAGAUGGAUGAAGUUCUAGAUAACUUCCUUACUCUGAGUUCUGCAUUGGCCGACUGCACCGAAGGAGACUAUUACUGUUUGGGCUCUUUCGCCCAGAAUGUUAUCCUACAAUUCGAAGUUUCUGUUCUCACCACCAUAGCCGAUCUUGGUGAAGUAAGAGAUCUACUUUACAGCGUUGUAGAAAGCACACAACAUUGUCCAACCUCUGAAGAUGUUAAAGAACAUGUCGUAGAAGUUCUUAAUAACAUCGCAACAUGUGUUCACAACAAACAAUAAUUAUUUUCACUUCCAAUCGAGCUUGUGGUGUUUUCUAUGCCAAAGCACAACACAGCGUACUUAACAAAAUCUCUGAUUUUGUGUAUGUUAGGUUAGUUCUUCAGCAUCCGGUAUUUUUGUACCUUUUAGCUUUAGGAUAUAACUGGUAAAGGUAGAGUUUUAAGUGUUGUCAUUUUGUAUAGUCAGUUUGUCAUAAUUGUUGAGUCGACUUGAAAAGUAAAACAUUAUUACAUACCUAUUAGUUUGCUUCAAACAUUUUGCAUUGAAAACGUUAUUCAGAAACUGUAAAUGUUCUCUAUACAAUAUUUAAAAACCAAAAUUUAAGCCAUGCUUAUUUUGCAACAUUUUAUUCCCAGACCCCCUUUCGAAUUCCGAAACUUGCUGACAAACAAAUCGCAUAUGCCCGUUUCCAUCGCAAAUAUUAUUACAUGUGCAUCCAUGAUUUUGCUGCUGUGCCAAGAGCGUCAGGCAUCAUCCUCAAAAGAAAACAUAAUUCCGAAAUGGAGCGUACGCGCAAAUCGUUUGCCAUAAAUAAUGCAUUAAAAUCUUAAUUUUCGUUUCUUUAAGCUGGCUUUCUGGAAAACAUAAGGAAUCUGUUCAUUUAGAACGUGGUCCAAGUUUAUUUUUCUUCUGAUGUUCUGCCAAAGAAAUCUGCACGCCUGAUUUUGGUUUUCGAGAAACAAUUAACUGAUACAAGAAAAGCCACAAAAGUAAUGAGGACACGAAACAAACAAGCGAAUUAAAGGAUAAAUAAAUAAUUAGGCAAAAGGGGUGUGGACAUUUUCUUUCAGCAAGGGCUUAUUUAUUAUUAGGAACUAAUAAGUAGGUAGGUACUUUAAAUCAAGACUUUUUUAUUAUAGUAGGAAAUGAGUAGUUAGAUCUCCUUUUGACCCAUUUCAAAAAAUUAUUAUGUAUUUUUGAUGAUUCAUCAAUUUUAUAUGUUCCAACGACUUUUGACGAAAAAAUAGACUGUAUGCAAAGGGUCGAGAAAAAAAAAUUGUUUGUUCAGGAAAAAUUAGGGGCCUUUUGUCGUCUAAAAGGCAAAAUACCUUAAACAUCAAAAGAAUGCCCAUUAACUUUUUUUGUUUAAUAACUAUAGCUUCGAAUAAAAUAGCGCGCUGUAACAAGGUUUUUGCCUUCGCAGCGCCAUUCUUCUUUGAAGCCUUCUCACACUGGCAUUUUUAAUAUCAUUUUUCGCUGGGAUAUAGAAAAAUGUCCCACAAUAUCCUUCAAGCAGAGGGUUGUCCUUUUUUCUUUAUCACCAUUGAUUUUAAUAAUGCAUUGUCUACUUUUAUGUCCCUAUUAUCCCGGUAACGACCAGGAACAUGAAGCAUUUUGUAGACACUUUUGGAGUUUUUUCUUUCCACUGGACACCAUUAUUAUUUUAUUAUUUUCAACACAAAGUGUAUCUUCUUAACAUUGUGACAAACUUUAAUGAAAGUCUUCUGUUUAAAUUGGGUUAUUGUUGAAGCCCUAUGCAGUCCCAAAGUUCAGACUUGAUGGAUGCAUGGGAAAGAUUAAUCUCUCUGUCUGGUUUUGUGUUUUGAAUUGUUGUGUUGCAUUGUUACACUGCGAACUGCAUGGAUCUAUUGUGUCCCCCUGGGUGCUUCAGUUGAUAGGAUUCCCAGUCAAAGCACCUCAUCCAGCUUUAAAGGUUCUAUGAACGCAAGUAAGCUUGAUGGUUCUAUGGAUGGAAUCAUCCCUGGGGAGCUCGAGGAACGGAAUAAGUUUUCUUAGAGAUGCUUAUUCUCUCCUUCCAAGCCAAACUUCCUCACCAGCACUCUCUCUCGUGAUUCUAGUAAUUGCUUGUCUAGCGGUCUUCUCCACCACCAUGUGAAAAGGAGCGAGACCUACAAUUGUCUCGAUGAUGGCUGCUGUAGGACAAGUUUGCACGCCAGGCGCUGUAGUACCCAACGUAGUGCGACAAAUCACCAGUUGUGACGUAGACAGCAUAUCGAUUCUCGCCUUGACGUAGGCUGUUUGCACUACAGCUUAUGAUUCCGCAAACUUUUGCUUUAUGCAUACUUGGUUUUAGUACAUUAAUUAACAUUCUCAAACAACUCCUUUUCAGAUCUCGUUUUCAUCUUUCUUUUUGUCUAUUAUGUUAAUCAAACAAAAUUUCACAAUAAUUUUAUUCAUAAAUUUAAGUUCUAAACUACGACCGCUAGCGCAAACAGCUGACGACUUAGUUAUGACGUCGGAAAUGGUGACACACCAAUAUGGCGGUGAUUACCAAAAACCAGGCCGAUAAGCAAUUCGUAGUAGUGUGUAUUAUCCUUGAAUUGGCCUUUCGAUUAGUAAUGCUUUUGGGAUCAUCAAUUCCUUUGUAAGCGUUUACGCUUUGCAACAAGAAUUGCUAAUUCAAUGUCGUAUUCUUCAAAUUAGGAUUAUUCUUGUGGUUAUCAUAAGUCGUCAGCUGUUAUAAUUUUUCUCAGAUUAUUGAGGAAAACCACCUAUUUAAAAUAUUAUUUCUUCAAAUCUUAACUUUUUAAAAAAAUGUUUACUGAAUAAAAGUAGAUGUUGCAUUACCAUGUUACCAUGUAUUAUGUUUUUUUUUUUCAAUUUUUAUGUUUUUUUUGUUGGUUUAUAACAUUUUUCAUAACAUGUGCAUUGUUUAUGUAUUUAACCAAAAUCGUUUCAUGCUGUAAACAACACAGAUAAAGAGUAAAUUAAAACCUAAGAAAUUAUGUGCUCUCUUUUUGUGCUGAUAUUUUGAUUUUGUGUAUUCAGAGCGUGCAUUUGGGCCUUGUUGAAUUUACUAACAUUUUCCAACCCUGACGAGAGAAUAUCCUAACAAAUUGAAAUAAUCAAUCUAGAGAUAUUGGCUCAAAAACAACUAUAGCUGAGUAGCUUCCCGUAUGGGACCUCAGUACCUGCUGGGAAACUGGCUACCUAAUCAAAAACUCUUCAGUUUGGAACAUAGGUAGUGUUAAUUGUAUGUAGUGUGUGUAAUUAAAAUUUUAGCAAAAGAACAAAGGCGGUACCUAGUUUCAACUUUUAUUGAAUUAUUGACUCACAAUUAUUAUUCAAAUGACACAGUAUGUUUCGAUUUUUAAGGAAUGUUAGACCGAGGGUUUC